This is a messenger RNA of Bufo gargarizans (Asiatic toad), 2344 nucleotides long. It is a transcript of the gene PECAM1, whose product is annotated as platelet and endothelial cell adhesion molecule 1. Lineage: Eukaryota; Metazoa; Chordata; Amphibia; Anura; Bufonidae. The coding region runs from base 163 to 2316 and encodes 717 amino acids. The record is from RefSeq and is a predicted model, not a curated record. Gene Ontology annotation, molecular function: transmembrane signaling receptor activity. Gene Ontology annotation, biological process: cell surface receptor signaling pathway. The transcript is spliced from 13 exons.
GAUAUUCGCUGCCUGUUCUGUAUUUCCAGUAGCCAGUCCACACUGACCGCUGCCAGGUUAUCGUGUGCCCCGAGAACCGGGAUUCUGCUGCCGUUUUCGGGAUUCUGCUGCCUUUUUUCCUCCAGGAUUUUGAGUGGUUUUUUUCCCUUUUCCAAUGUGGAGAUGUAUUUGCCUAUAGUAGUGACCUUGCUGGGAGUGUGGACUAUUGAAGGACAGACGAGCGACUUCACAAUCAACAGUGUUGAGCUGAAAGCUCUGCCGUCCACUGGACUGAAGAAUGGGGAAGCGCUGGAACUACAAUGUGUUGUGAAAGUCGCCAAGACCACAGACUUCGUGCUGAACAGCACAAUCAGCUUUUAUAUGGACGAUAAAAAGAUAUACACAAACAGCACCACUGAAGACCAAGUGUCCUACAUCAUCCCGAAGGUCAGGGUGUCCCAUACUGGACAAUACAAAUGUGAUGUCUCCGUUGCUGGCAGGAUAAAAACAAGUGAGGAUGUAAAAAUAAGGGUGACCGGGCUAUCUCCUCCUCUCAUUCAUGUUCCCAAGGAUCCGGUCAGUGAAGGAGAUGAUGUGACCGUAAGAUGUGAAGCUCCGGAAGAAUGGUCCUACAAGCUGUUCACAUUCUACAAGAUCAACAAGAACCAGAGGGAGGAAAAACAAAAAUCCACCGACACCAACUACCAGGAAGUCCGCUUUAUGAUCAAAGAAGGAGAGGAGAUUUUACAGUUUCAGUGCGAUGUCCGACUUGUCCUCCUAAGCGAGAACUCCCCACCUAGCAAAAUGGAGACUGUCCCUGUGGUGGCUCCGUUUUCUGUGCCAAGAAUCGAGGUCUUGCCUUCGCUCAACUUCACGGAAGGAAACAACAUGUCGGUGAAAUGUUCCUUUCAGGAAGGCCGUAAACGUUCCCAGGACAUGAAGCUCACCCUGCAGAAGGACGGUCACAUCAUCAACAGCUCCACCACAAACACGCUCUCCUAUUUUCGAGUUGCCACUGUAGACGACAUGGGCAACUACACGUGUAAGGUGGAGAGCAAAAGAACCUCCAAGUCCAACAGCACCAAGAUAGACAUAGCUGAACUCUUCCCAAGACCCGUUCUAACGCUGGAGAGAAACUCUAAGAAUGAGUACAUCAAGCAGAGCGACUACAUAGUCCUGAAAUGUUCCGUCGCCGCUUUAUCCUUCGAAGAGUCGAAGAGUCUGAAGUACAAAUUCCUAGUGAACGGAGGAAAGAGAAGCUUCACGAGGGGUGGAGGCAGGUUAGAGAUGACCGCAGAGGAGAGGUACAGCGGGUCCUACGUGUGCCAGGUGACCAUAUCCAACAUCACGAAAAUAAGUGAACCCCUGGAGAUACAGAUCUAUGCUCCGGUAAUUAACCCCGUACUGACUCACAUUAUGAGGAGCAACAAGUCGGCGGUCCUUGGUGACCCCCUGGAGCUGACUUGUCGCUGCGAGUCCGGGACACCGCCCAUAAUGUAUACCUUGCUCCUGGGGAACGAUGUCCUGGAGACAAAGACGGUAUAUGGACACAUGGGGGCCCGAUUUCUAGUGAAUUCCUCCAGGUCACAUGACCACGGGCAAUUCAGGUGCCGGGCGAUCAACCGCAAUACUGGGAAUAGCACGAUGUACAGCAAUACCGUGAAUGUCACCGUCAUCAUCCCUAUCAGCAGCGUAGAGCUGACCAUCAUCCAGCCCAACGGCGACGUGGAGGAGGGCGCCGAACUCUCCCUGAUUUGCCAGGCAGAGGACGGGACGCUGCCAAUCACCUUCCUCUUCUAUAGAAAGAGAGGAAGCGAGAUCCUUCUGCGGAACGUGACCGAAGCGAAGCAGCUGCACGCCUCCCACCAAGUGCACCCCUUCAGCAAGAAUGAGGACGGCGCCUAUUUCUGCGUGGCAUCUAACCGGGCGCUCAAGGAGGUCAGGAGCGGCUUUACAGACGUCAGAGCGGUCCUCGCCACGUGGAAGAAGGCGGUUAUCGGAACGUUUGUCUUGCUGAUCAUCCUAGCCGCCAUUGCCAUCUGCGCCUACAUGCACACGGACAAGAAGAGGAAGGGAAAAGACAUUUCCUCAGCAAAGAGCAGAUCCUCAAAACCUGUGACCACAACAAAGGAGAAGCCGGCGGUGGAAAUGAAAGCGGGGGAGCCGCACUACGGUAAGGUUGAAAAUGAGUAUGAGCUCCACAUACUGAAGACAGCGGAGGAAAGCCCAGGAAACAACCAGCAAAACCACCAGGUGGACCAGACAGAGGGCGACAGGGCCAGUCCAGACGCCAACCCAGGUGACCCGACAAAUCCUGGACAUCACCAUCCCCAGUGACCCCAAAAAUCAUAUUACCAUCCCCGGU